CAAAAAUCUUCUCAAUCUUACAUUAUCUCUUCCGCCGCUCUCCCUCCACGCCGCGCCUAUGAUGCAUGGACUAUGAACGCGGAGCCUCAACAACCAGAAUCGACGAACACCAACAAGGAAGAAGCAGAUAGAGCUCACUGCGACUGGAACUUCCGUCUUGCCACCGUCGUCUCGCCGCCGGCCUCCAGGCCGGAGGCUUCCGAUGCCAUUGGCGCCAUCGAACUUGACCCCUCCGACCGCCUCCUCGCCACCGCUGGAAUCGCCCGCAAGAUACGUUUUUACACUCUUGCCACUCUCCUCCCUCACAACCCCCCGGCUUUUCUCUCGCACUCCUCCGCAUGCGACUUCUAUCUCUGCACCCCCGCCAAGCUCAGCAGCCUCCGUUUCCGUCCAGCCACCGGUUCCCGCCUUAUCGCCGCGGCCGACUACGACGGAGUUGUUACUGAAUACGACCUCGAGAAUCGUGAGUCGGUUUUUGAGCGCCACGACCAUAACGGCCGCCGGGUCUGGAGCGUGGAUUUCUCAGCCGCCGGCGAUCUCGGGGCUUCGGGCUCCGACGAUGGGGUGGCGAAGGUGUGGGACCCGCGAAGUUCCGCGGCGGGAACCGCGGUUCACGCGGGGACUGGAUCGGUCUGUUGCGUGGAAUUCGACCGAGUUGAUAAUGGGCCGUAUCUGGCUCUGGGAUGUGCGGACAGGCGGGCUUAUGUUUACGAUCUACGGGCAGCGGGGGCCGGACCGGUGGCGGUUUUCGGAGGGCACAAGCGAACGGUGACGUACGUCCGAUUUAUGGGAGGCGUGCGGAUGCUGUCGUCGGGGACGGACGGAUCCCACCGGCUGUGGGAGGCCGGCGGUAGGGAGUUGCGGGCGUACAGAGGCCACAGGAACGGGAGGAGUUUUGUUGGUAUGGCGGUGUGGCGGGAGGGUGGGCUUAUCGGUUGCGGGUCCGAGACUAAUGAAGUGUUUGUUUACGAUUUGAGGUGGGGAGAGCCAAUAUGGGUUCGAGGAUUCGGGCCGGCCGAGUCAAGCUUUACGAGCGCAGUCAAUUGGCGUGGCGCCGGCGCCGGCGGUACUGAUGAUUGUACGCUGAUCGCCGGUGGAUCUGACGGGGUUCUACAGUUUUUUUCUUGCCGGCGAAAUCAGCCGGCGGAUUGAUUAAUUAGCCGGUACUCGAGUUACAUUUAUUUCAAAUAAAAUAUUUUUUUUUCUCUGUGAUCGUUCGAUACUCGUGUGAAUGUACUUAAAAAAAAAAAAGAUUGAAAUUGUUUUUAUUUAUGAGUACUUAUUAAGAAGGUUUUGGAGAUCUUGUGUGA
Dendrobium catenatum is the source of this 1310-nucleotide messenger RNA. RefSeq names its product WD repeat-containing protein RUP2-like. Gene Ontology annotation, biological process: response to UV-B. The transcript has a single exon. Bases 73 to 1152 code for a protein of 359 amino acids. Gene Ontology annotation, molecular function: protein binding. Lineage: Eukaryota; Viridiplantae; Streptophyta; Magnoliopsida; Asparagales; Orchidaceae. The record is from RefSeq and is a predicted model, not a curated record.